GGCGCGGACGAGGACAUGGAGCUCCUGAUCGCGUCUCUGCCGUUGUUCACCAUGGCGUCGGCGCUGGCGGCGCUGCCGAAGAACUCCCCCGACUGCGCGGUCUGCCUGUCGCCGUUCGAGCCCGACGCCGGGCUGCGGCUGCUCCCGACGUGCCGCCACGCGUUCCACGCCGCCUGCAUCGACGCGUGGCUCCGCACCAACCCGGUCUGCCCGAUCUGCCGCAGCGCCGUCUCGUUCCCGCUCCCGCCGCUCCCCGCCCCCGCCGCCGCGGCGGGACAGGAGCCGCUCGGCUCGCGGACGAGCAGCAGGAGCUUCCGCGUCGAGCUCGGCAGCGUCAGCAACCGCCUCUCCUGCUCGGCCGCGGGCGGCGACGGCGACCACCGCCGCACCUACUCGCUCGGCGGCUCCUUCAACUACCGCGUCGACGAGGAGGUCGAGGCCAUCGUAUCCCGCAUCGUCCGCCCCGCGGCGGCGCCCAGGCUGAGGCCGGCGGCCCCUGCGGCGCCGGCAACGGCAGCCCACAUCGAAGCUCUGGCGGAGGCGGUGGGGUCCCGCGGGUGGCUGGGCGAGUACCUGGACCGCGUCGCCGCCUCGGCGUCGUCCCUCUCCGGGCGGUGGAGCGGGCGUCUGAGCCAGGGCCGCCGCAGCCACAGCCGCCGGCACGACGACUCGUGGCGGUGGGACCCGGAGGCCGCGGUGGCCAAGACGGCGACGCCAGCCGCGGUGACAACCCCCGGCGAAGAAGAAGCCCCCGCGGAGGCUGCGAGGUCCCGCGGGAUGGGGGAAUCCCGGGACCGCCGCGACAACCUCGCCUCCUCGGCGUCGUCCCUCUCCGGGCGGUGGAGCUGGCGCUGGAGCCUGGGCCACCACGGCCAGCGGCGCGACGAGUCCUGGCGGUGGGACCUGGAGGCGGCGUGCCGCGCGCCGCGGGAGGAGGAGGAGGAGGAGCGGGAGCCGGCGGUCGUGGCCCUGGGCCGGUGGUGGAUUUUGGGCUUCUAG
This is a messenger RNA of Setaria italica (foxtail millet), 999 nucleotides long. Its product is annotated as E3 ubiquitin-protein ligase ATL4-like. The transcript has a single exon. Bases 16 to 999 code for a protein of 327 amino acids. NCBI's taxonomy places the organism in Eukaryota, Viridiplantae, Streptophyta, Magnoliopsida, Poales, Poaceae. The record is from RefSeq and is a predicted model, not a curated record.